GAGUCGAACGCGAAAAUUGUGUUUGUUCGCGACGCGGACGGUCGUCGGUUGCGGCCGAGAUUCGAAAUUCAAAAAUGAUUCCGCAACUUUUUACUUUUCUGUUUCUUUUAAAUUCAGCCAGUGCUUAUUAUAUUAAUGAGGAAGAAUGCCUCAAUUACACGGUGUACCCAGUGCAGUAUGAGUUAAAGUUGAUUCCGCAUAUUUUGAGAGAUGGGAUAUCGUACUUAGACUGUGAUAUAACGAUAACGGUUAUUGCUAACGCUCGUCAAGUGCAAAUGAUCGAGUUAGACGCGAAGGACUUGGAAAUUCAUAGAGAAUCUGUGAAAGUGUUUAAGAACGAAGUUAAUAUAAUAAGCAGUGUCCGUCCAUACGAAUAUGACCGGAGAAUGGGCAAGCUGUAUUUGUACUUGAGAGAAGAACUGGAACCAUACAGUGAGAGGAAUACCCAGUAUUACAUAAAGAUGUUCUUCAGGAAGUUUUUAAAGAGCGAUGAAGUUGACGAUGGAAUAUUUUUUGUGAAAUAUGAGGAAGCUGGGCGUCAAAAAUCAAUGAUCGCCACCCGUCUCUCGCCCGACAGAGCCAAGUACUUCUUCCCCUGCUUCCAGAAUCCUCAGUUCGAAGCUGUCUUCAGAUUCAAGGUGCUUCUUCCCAACACGGCUGAUGACCAGCUUUGUGACACCAGCCUCACUGUAGCCGAGGAACUACAGCGGCACAGCCAAAAGGACUAUCAAACUGCCAUUCAGUACAUUCCAUCACCUCAAGUGGCAGUGCAUCAAGUUGGUUUCCACCAUUCAGACUUCGCUAGCAAGUCUGUAUCAUCUAGGCUCACAAAUGACACCUUAACUCUUUGGGCCCCUAGUACUCAUCUCGCAAAACACAUGUUCAUUCUCAAAUUUGGUCAAUCCGUAUUGGAUGUGAUUCAAGAGUAUUCAUCAGGCAAUAGACCUUUGGUUAAUGGUCCAAUAAAUAUUGUUGCUAUGCCCAAGACAAUUGAAACCUAUGAAGCAGGAAGCUGGAAUCUUUUAACUGUCGGGGAACAUAAACUGUCGAACAUUCCUCAAUACACAAGCAUUAUGCAAAAAGAACAAAUGUCGUAUCUAUUGACACAGCAGUUAAGUCGAAUAUGGCUUGGAAAUCCUGGUGAAGUAGAGCGAACACGUUGGAAACAAGAGUGGUUCAAAGAAGGCAUGGCUAGUUAUUUUGGAUAUUACUUUCUAUCUCAGUCAGGGAGAUCAUUCUGGGACAUGAGUGUGUACGGAUUGCAAACUCGGAACAAAGCCAUGAUGCUGGACUGGAGACCAGAAACUCCAAACCUGGAGUCCUUCAACAGGACGCUCGCUAUAAACAUUCCUUCCAGAUAUCACCCACUGGUGUCAUACAAAACUGCAGCUUUAAUAUGGAUGGUCGAGAAUUGGUUGGGAUCAGAUAAGUUUCACAGAGCUUUAGUGAACUAUUUGAAUACGAGAAGAGGCAAAUUUGUCUCUGUAGAAGAUUUCACAAGUUUUCUUCAAUCUGAGACGGUAGAGUGCGAGUUCUUCAAGGGUUAUACGGUGUCUGAUGUGCUCAGCUCCUGGUUGCGACAGCCGGGAUAUCCCGUCGUGAAGGCUACUGUGUACAGGAACCAAGACACGCAAGAUAUUGUUUAUUUAGAACAGAAACAAUUCACAUUCAGCAAUGUAACGAGGGGGCAUCAUAAAUACCUCAUACCCAUAUCGUACUUCACCCAGUAUACGGAAAACUGUUUCAACUGCUUUCAACCAAAGUUCACUAUCGCGGACAGUGGCUACACGUUCAAAGAAAAUUUAAACGAUGGCUGGAUCAUUCUAAACAGAAAUGCUUCAGGAUACUACAGAGUUAACUACGAUAAUGUUACGUGGAAAAUGAUAGUGAACACCCUGAAUAGUCCAGAGAGAUAUAGAAUUAACGCUUUAAAUAGGGCUCAAAUAUUAAACGACGCUUUCGCCCUCUAUAUGUCAGGAGACAUAACUUAUGAGCUUGCCAUGGAGAUCGUCAGUAGUCUUGAGCAUGAAGACAGUUACGUGGUGUGGGACGCAGCGCUCAGCGGGUUCCAAAUGCUAAAGAUAGAUGGAGCUGUUCGGAAAAUAACAAAACAGCUGUACAAUGAAUGGAAGAUGCUACUGCGCGAGGUUAUAUCCAACGUGUACCGUCGAGUCUACAACGACAUAGACAGGGACGACCGCAUUAGAAUGUUCAGGACUCGCAUCAUCACCUUCGCUUGCUCUAUCGGCCAUGCGCCCUGUCUGAGAGACUUGGAGCCCGCUCUGCACCAAGUUACUCGGUCUUUAUACGACCCGGACCUGCGACAAAUCUGUUACUUCACUCUCCUCAACCGCAGCGACGGAUAUGACUCUAUUAAAACUGUGAAUAGCUUUGAACGAGAGGACUUCAAUACAGCCGAGCGACUGGCGAAAGAAGAGGUCCGAUUCUUCUACAGGUUGCCUGUAGAGAGGUUGCGUCUGAUGCCACUCAUCGAGUCGUCUACAGUCACCACUUUCACUCCUGUAACGGCAAUAAAACCCGUGCCCAGAGAAAAAGCAUCAUCUUCCAAUAGCAUACACAGAUGGAGUGAUGCUGCCAUAAUGUCAGCAUUUGCUUUAAUAGCCUUUAUCAAUUGGUAAUAAAAUAAAUAAUGUCAUACUAAUGCC
This is a messenger RNA of Plutella xylostella (diamondback moth), 2666 nucleotides long. RefSeq names its product membrane alanyl aminopeptidase. NCBI's taxonomy places the organism in Eukaryota, Metazoa, Arthropoda, Insecta, Lepidoptera, Plutellidae. The record is from RefSeq and is a predicted model, not a curated record. Gene Ontology annotation, biological process: peptide catabolic process; proteolysis. Gene Ontology annotation, cellular component: cytoplasm; membrane. Gene Ontology annotation, molecular function: peptide binding; zinc ion binding; metalloaminopeptidase activity.